AUGCCAGGCAGUCCAGAGAACAUCCCGCUGGGAGAGUGCACCCUCUCCGAGUCCAGGGACCAGCUGACGCCGCCGAGCCGCACAGAGAGCACCGUGUUCAGCCUGUCACGCAGCGAGUCCCUCUGGACCACCGAGACCCCUCGCAGCAACUGUGAGAUCUACUGGUUCCCCAUCCACCUCAUGUCCACGGGGGGCAGCUUCCUGGUAUGCGGCAUCAUCAUCAGCGGCCUGUACUUCGCCGGCCACUGCAAGAAGGUCACUAACAUCCUGGGUCCGGCCUUGCUGUCCAUUGGCCUGAUGGUCUUUGUGGUGGGUGUGGUCCUGAUUCCCAUCACCAAGGAGAAUAGGAAGCAGCCUGCCAUUAAGAGAUCGCUCACUUACAGGCCUCCGGUGUUCAAUCUGUGA
This is a messenger RNA of Myripristis murdjan (pinecone soldierfish), 405 nucleotides long. RefSeq names its product phosphoinositide interacting regulator of transient receptor potential channels (gene pirt). Gene Ontology annotation, cellular component: plasma membrane. The record is from RefSeq and is a predicted model, not a curated record. The transcript has a single exon. Lineage: Eukaryota; Metazoa; Chordata; Actinopteri; Holocentriformes; Holocentridae. Bases 1 to 405 code for a protein of 134 amino acids. Gene Ontology annotation, biological process: positive regulation of cation channel activity. Gene Ontology annotation, molecular function: phosphatidylinositol bisphosphate binding; transmembrane transporter binding.